Rhagoletis zephyria (snowberry fruit fly) is the source of this 2907-nucleotide messenger RNA. NCBI's taxonomy places the organism in Eukaryota, Metazoa, Arthropoda, Insecta, Diptera, Tephritidae. The record is from RefSeq and is a predicted model, not a curated record.
AUGAACUCACCUCGGAGCGAGAGCACCAACGACGGCGCGCGGCCCUCCUCUCCGGAGGCGCCCUUCGUGGAGGAGCGCAUCGAGGAGGACGGCGACCUGGAGGAGGACCUGGUCGAGCGGGAGAAUCCGCUGCUCGAGGACGAUGACGACGACCUGGAGGCGGACAUGCUGGCCGCGGCCGGCUCGCAGAGCCAGCAGAGCGAUGCCUCGGGAUCACAACAACGACGACGCCGACGAGGACGCAACAUGCGAACCGGGGCCGCCGCCGGCGACGACGACGAGGAGGAGAGCGAGGGCGAGGAGCUCUUUGGCGAGAACUUUGAGCGCGACUACCGCCCCCAGCCGAAGCUGGACGUCUACGACCCGGACCAGCUGGACGACGGCAACUACUCGGAGAUGUCGCUGGGAGAUCGAAUCGCCGCGGAGGCGACGCUGGCCGCCCGCGACAAGGCCGAGGGCCGCCUGACGGGCCGAAUGCGCCGCGGCCUGGACCUCUACGAUGACGGCACCUCGGAGACGUCGGACGUUGCGGCGNCCGCAGCUGCAGCCGCCAAUGCCGAUCGAAAGCGCCGCGCCCGCGCCCGAACUGCCGCCCUCUUUGGCGAGGGCUUUGGCGAGGACGCCGAGGACCAGCUGAUUGAGUCGAUUGAAAAUCUGGAGGACACGCGAGGCAUGUCCGUCCGCGAGUGGGUCGUGCAGAUGGCACCGAAGCGGGAGAUCUACAAUCGCUUCAAGAACUUUCUCCGCACGUGCACCGACGAGAAGGGCCGGAACAUCUUUCGCGACAAGAUUCGCGUCAUGUCGGAGGACAAUCGACAGUCCUUUGAGGUGGACUACCACAUUCUGGCGGCCGCCGAGCAGGUGCUGGCCUACUUUCUCCCCGACGCUCCGCUGGAGAUGCUGGAGAUCUUCAACGCCGCCGCGAAGGAGGUCGUCCUGGAGCUCUUUCCCGACUACGGGCGCAUCAGCAAGGAGAUCUACGUGCGCAUCAGCGAGCUGCCGCUCAUCGAGGACAUUCGCGCCCUCCGCCAGCUGCACCUGAACCAGCUGAUUCGCACGCACGGCGUCAUCACCUCCUCCACUUCGAUUCUGCCGCAGCUAUCGCUGGUGAAGUACGACUGCCUGAAGUGCCACUACGUCCUGGGGCCCUUUGUGCAGACGCAGACCGAGGAGACCCGCCCGGGCAGCUGUCCCGAGUGUCAGUCCUUUGGGCCCUUUUCGCUGAACAUGGAGGAGACCAUCUACCAGAACUACCAGCGAGUGACGGUGCAGGAGGCGCCCGGAAAGGUCACCGCGGGCCGAAUUCCACGCGCCAAGGACGCCAUUCUUCUCGGCGACAUCUGCGACAGCUGCCGCCCCGGCGACGAGAUUGAGAUCACCGGCGUCUUCACCAAUGCCUACGACGGCGCGUUGAACAUCGCCAACGGCUUCCCCGUCUUCAGCACGGUCAUCCUCGCGAAUCACAUUCUGAAGAAGGACAAUCUGCUGGCGAGCAGCAGUGUGAUCACCGACGACGACAUCACCGCCAUUCUGGCGCUGGCCAAGGACCACCGCAUCGCCGAGCGCAUCUUCGCCUCCAUCGGCCCCAGCAUCUACGGGCACAAGCCGGUGAAGCGCGCCUUGGCGCUGGCUCUCUUUGGCGGCGAGUCGAAGAACCCCGGGGAGAAGCACCGCAUCCGCGGGGACCUGAACAUUCUGCUGUGCGGCGACCCGGGCACGGCCAAGUCGCAGUUUCUCAAGUACCUCUCGAAGAUUGCCCCGCGGGCGGUGUUCACCACCGGCCAGGGCGCCUCGGCCGUCGGCCUGACGGCCUUUGUGCAGAAGAGCCCGGUGACGCGCGAGUGGACGCUGGAGGCGGGCGCCCUGGUGCUCGCCGACCGCGGCGUCUGCCUCAUUGACGAGUUCGACAAGAUGAGCGACCAGGACCGGACGUCGAUUCACGAGGCGAUGGAGCAGCAGUCUAUUAGCAUCAGCAAGGCGGGCAUUGUCGCCUCGCUGCAGGCCCGUUGCUCGGUCAUUGCGGCGGCCAACCCCAUCGGCGGCCGCUACGACCCCGCCCUCACCUUUGCGCAGAACGUCGACCUGACUGAGCCUAUUAUCAGUCGUUUCGACAUUAUCUGUCCGAUUCGCGACGUGGUGGACCCGUACGCCGAUGAGCAGCUGGGCAAGUUUGUCGUCCGGUCGCACAUUCGCCACCACCCCUUUGCCAGCGAGAAGGAGCGCGAGGCGAAUGUCAAUCCGCAAAAUUCGCAGAACUCCCAGGACCCGACCGCUGCGGCGGCCCUCUACGACGACGCCUACGACCUGCGCCCCAUUCCGCAGGACCUGCUGCGGAAGUACAUUGUCUACGCACGGGAGCGCAUCCGCCCGAAGCUGGCCAAGCUGGACCGGGAGAAGAUUGCCCGCCUCUACUCUGAGCUGCGGCGGGAGUCGAUGCUGACGGGCAGCAUUCCCAUCACCGUCCGCCACAUUGAGAGCAUCAUUCGCUGUGCGGAGGCGCACGCCCGCAUGCACCUCAGGGACGUGGUCGGCGAGGCCGACGUCAACCUGGCCAUUCAGACGACGCUGGAGAGCUUCAUUGCCACGCAGAAGCACAGCGUCCAGAAGACCAUUGCUAAGACCUUUGCCCGGUACUUUACCCGCUCGAACACCGAGCUGCUCUUCACCAUCCUCCGCCAGAUGGUCCACGAGGAGCUGGCCCUGCGACGCAGCCGCGCCCGCAGCAUGGGCGAGCCGGUGGAGGAGGAGGGCUCCAUUCGCAAGGUGGAGAUUAGCGAGCCGGAGUUUGCCAAGAAGGCUCGUCAGUUGGAGGUGUACCACCUGAAGAACUUUUACGACAGUCGUGCCUUUGCUGCGCAGAACUUUUACUACGAUGCGGCGCGCAGAGUCAUUACGCAGCAGUUUUAA